CCAUAUCCAUGAUCCUCGAGCUGGACAGCAAAAGUAAGGAAUAAAGAUAUUCCGACAAAUAUCACAAUUUUCUACGCUUCGUUCCAUGAGAACUCUAUCGACACUGCGCAAUCCAGCACCUUUGACAACCAUCUGCGCUGUUCUCAUCUCAAUUAUCGCCCUCAUUCUGGCACUCCCAAGCCAAGUCACAGCCCCAGCGUUUGGUCGCCUGAACGCAAGUUUCAUUCGUUUAUCCCCCGCUCGGAUCAGACCGAAUUUGGGCAUCAGAUAUCUAAUUAGCACUACUCCAUUCCAAGGCCGACGGGCCAUGGCGUACGAAAGCGAGCUCCGAGUUGCCCAGUUGGCGGUAGCACGAGCGGCCAUCUUGACAAAGUCCGUUUUCCAUGAGAAGGCCAAAGGGACAGUCUCCAAAGAUGACAAGUCCCCAGUGACUAUCGGCGAUUUUGGCGCCCAAGCACUCAUCAUUGCCGCCAUCAAACACAACUUUCCCCAGGACGAAGUCGUCGGCGAAGAGGAUGCCGACACUCUCCGCGCGGAUAAGAAUUUGUCAUCGAGCAUCUGGAACCUGGUGCAAGCUGUUAAACUUUCCGAUCCCGAGUCAGAUGCUCUUUUGGGCGGCCCCAUCAAGUCCGAGGCGGAAAUGCUCGAUGCCCUCGAUAAGGGAAACAGCGCAGGAGGCUCCAAGGGCCGCAUUUGGGCUCUCGAUCCCAUCGAUGGCACAAAAGGAUUCCUCAGAGGUGGUCAAUAUGCUGUUUGCUUGGCGUUGAUGGUUGACGGUGACGUCAAAGUUGGCGUUCUAGGCUGUCCCAAUCUUCCCGUCGAUGAUACAGAAGCGUUGACAGAAGAUAUCGGCUCGGCCGCAACUGAUGCCGAAGGCAAAGGGGUCUUGUUCUCUGCCAUUCAAGGCCAGGGCGCCACAUCUCAACCUCUUACCACUGGAGCUGUGACCCCAGGUAAAGCUAUUCACGUAAGCAAGAUUGACAAUGUAAGCCAGGCUGUGUUGUGUGAGUCUGUCGAACCAGGUCACUCCUCCAAAGGCGACAAUGCCGCCAUAGCCCAGAAGCUCGGCAUUACCGGGAAGCCGGUGCAGAUGGACAGUCAAGCCAAGUAUGGAAGCGUGGCUAGGGGUGCUGGCGACCUCUAUCUGCGCCUGCCCGUUCGCAAGGACUACAUCGAAAAAAUCUGGGAUCAUGCCGCGGGCGACUUGAUCGUGAGAGAAGCCGGUGGCCAGGUCACGGAUAUCAAGGGAAACAGACUGGAUUUCAGCAAGGGCAGGACGCUUACAGACAACAAGGGUGUCAUCGCAAGUCCUGCCAAUGUCCAUAGUCAAGUCUUGAAAGCGGUACAGGAAGUUUUGGCUGCAAAGUUAUAGAGUACAUAGAAGCUGAUGCUACAAAGAUAACGACAAG
Molecule: messenger RNA, 1409 nt
Organism: Exophiala mesophila
Lineage: Eukaryota; Fungi; Ascomycota; Eurotiomycetes; Chaetothyriales; Herpotrichiellaceae
Product: 3'(2'),5'-bisphosphate nucleotidase
Exons: 1
Coding region: 86-1372 (428 amino acids)
Biological process (GO): phosphatidylinositol phosphate biosynthetic process; sulfate assimilation
Molecular function (GO): 3'(2'),5'-bisphosphate nucleotidase activity
Source: RefSeq, a predicted model, not a curated record